This is a messenger RNA of Marasmius oreades (fairy-ring Marasmius), 1366 nucleotides long. RefSeq lists its product as uncharacterized. The transcript is spliced from 8 exons. Lineage: Eukaryota; Fungi; Basidiomycota; Agaricomycetes; Agaricales; Marasmiaceae. The record is from RefSeq and is a predicted model, not a curated record. Gene Ontology annotation, molecular function: pyridoxal phosphate binding; catalytic activity; molybdenum ion binding. Bases 166 to 1278 code for a protein of 370 amino acids.
CUCUACUCGGGACAGUGUUGUUGAUUAUGUGGUGCGUUGUCGACGCACCAGCCACUUGAAUUCUGCCAGUUCGUCGGUCCCCACUCCAGGUUGACGGUACUCAACAAGGCGACUCUUACGAUAGGCUUCACCAGCAUCCUUCUUCUGCUUUCAGGGUUGCUCUUUAUGAGACCUACCAGUCAAACACCGGCUCCACCCCGGAACAUCGGCAAGCCUGAGGUCGACGACAGCGAAAGACGUGGAUUUAACCAUACAACUGAAGAAGUUGAAAGCGUAGCGGAGAGCACUGGUCAUGAUGUGGAUGUGAGGGUCUCGAAGCUUUUAGUUCAUCCGAUAAAGAGCUGUCGAGGAACGUCUGUGCAGUCAAGCCGGUACACCUCAGAAGGACUAGAGUUUGACAGACAAUGGUGUGUCAUUGAAGCCGAUACUCAUAAGAUCAUCACAGCUCGUGAAUUCCCAACUAUGGUACUCAUCACACCGACCAUAGAAGAGAACGGAGGCUCUCCGUAUGGCGGUACACUAAAGAUAUCGUUCCCUGAAGGCUCAGGCUGCCGUUCGUUAUCGGUCCCGUUACGCCCAAACGCAGGUUUAUUAAAAAAUUGGGGAAUUCUUCACGAUGCAGAUUUAAUGGGCCGUCUUGCAAUAGAUGGCUACAUAUGCCAGGAAAUGCCUGACGCUGAGAAAGACACCUCAAACACCGUCAGCGAAACGUUUUCCGCCUAUUUCAGGAGGCCUGUUCAUCUGGUCCAGAAGGGCAGUUCUCCACGACCAUGCUUGCCUUCGACAAAUUAUCCCGACUUCAAUGCUACGGCCCUCUAUCAGGAUAUGUAUCCUUUACUCAUCUUAUCUGAAGAAAGCAUGGCGGAAGUUGAUCGGGAAGUCCGUUCCCGAGUGGGAACUCAACAGAUUGACGAAUGUUGGAAGACAGAUAAGGUUGCAAUUGAGAGAUUCAGGCCCAAUAUAGUUUUGAAAGGAGGUGGACCUUGGGUAGAAGACCAGUGGACGGAAGUUUCGAUUGGUACCAAAAUCGAGGUUGCCAAAAAUGCCCCUUCUAUUCUCAUCGUCGGGAAGUGUGUGCGAUGCACGCUACCAAACGUUUCGCCAGAAACGGGAGAGAAAGACAAGUCGGUUCCGCUUAAAGUUUUGAUGAAAUUUAGAUUGGGUCUUGAUCCUAACCGUAAGUACUCUGCUUGUGUCGGCACUUGGGGGGCACCAUUACAGGAGGGAGUAGUAAAAGUCGGUGAUAGGGUUUUCGUUCGGAAGAAGCUUACUGAAUAGUCUUUUAUUUCCUAUGCGUCCGUGUGACUUCAUCUCUCAAUCCUGAAGAUUAUAUUCUCCCAGUUCUUUUAAAGUUGCAAGUCUAGAC